UUUCAAUGUAAAUAUCGCACAGUUGGACUCGAAGAAAAUAUUACAAAACUUUUUGGUCAACUUAGAUCAGCUAAUUCUAGAAGAAUAUACAAAAGCUGUAAACGGUAGAUUGACUCGUUAGUCAAACGAGAGAAAAUUCUGAAUAAAGACAAGGCAUUGAAUGGCUUCUUACACCGAACAUCUUUCUCAUGACUAAAAAAAAAAACGGAAAAAAUUUGAAUUCUGCGAUGCCAGAAAAAAAUUCUAAGAAUCUAUCGCAUUUCAUUUCUCUAAGGAUACGGCUUAUUUCUCUACUAAUGAUUGUGCUUUUCUUCAUUUUUCGUUUAUUUUUGUUUUCUCGGUGUCUGGAGGCGUUCAAGGCAGCUGACACCAUAACCUAGGCUUUUUAACGAAUUAGAAAAUGAUAAUCAAAAUUUAAAAGUUCUAUCUAAAACAUUUCGGCAAUAACAACGGCGCAUUAUAUGCCUAGGAAAAACAAAGACUGAAAGAUAUUUUAUUCAAACUACGGCAUCCAAUAUAAAUUUAUUUUCUGCGGUACAAAAAAAUCAAAAAUAUAAUUAUUAUUCAAUCUAUAAUCGUGUAAAGAAUUCGAAAUAAAUAAAGCUUUUUGACACUGACCUUUUAAUAUCAUUUAAUAUUUUUUUUUUGGUUCGUCAAAUUGUUGUUCAUACAUAAAGGUAUGGGAAAAUAUGAGUUGACCCGAUACAAAGCCUAGAAAAGCAAUGGGCCUUUAGACGUUUUAUAUUAAGCAAGCCAGCUUGAGUAAUUAGAAGGAAUAAAUUGACACGCACAGCAAGUUGUUUUUCUUCGCUAUUUUCAAGCCAGAUGUUACUUGCAAUAUAAAAAGGUUUGUUAGAAAGUAGGACGCAGUCGAAUUCGCGAAGAAAUGUGGACUACAGAAGUAAAUCCCGGAGUGACUAAAAAGGUAGCGAUGUUGUCUGCGUUUAGUGGAAGCUUGGCUUUGAUUGACAGCGUGUGCGGCUUCGUUCUCCUGGGAUACAAUGCAACGUCAGGAGACGGACUCUGGUCAGGGCUUGGGAUGGCCGUCUCCGCCGUACUAGGUAUCCUUCUUUGGAAAUUCAGACUCAAGGCAAUCAUGGUGGCGUUUCUGGUUAUCAAUGUUUUGCUCGUAGUGGCGAUGUCGGUACAGGCAGUGUCGGCAGGUAUCGCGUAUCACCUAUGGUCGCGGCUUCGCAGCGCCACCAACUGUAGGAUCUCGCUCGGACGAUGCCGAUGUACGACAGAAGACGGGCAAAGCCCACCGAUUGAUGUUGCCACUUGUGAUCUAUUGAGCCUGUUCGACACUGGGUUUUUGAUUCUGUGCGUUGCCUCUUCAUUCGGGGUGAUUGUGGCGCUGAUUGGGGCCACGCUCGGCUGCCAGACUGCCUGCUGCGACAAGGAGGAUGAUGAGAGUUACGAGGAGAGGGGAAACGAGCAUGAGAAGCCAAAACAUUCCAUUGAAGAAACGACUUGCUCCUCGAUCGAGCAAACAAAGACAACGAUGUAGGACCUCUAGAAAACUGUUGUCCUGCACGACAUCAUUUUGUGGUUAAAA
Molecule: messenger RNA, 1555 nt
Organism: Nematostella vectensis (starlet sea anemone)
Lineage: Eukaryota; Metazoa; Cnidaria; Anthozoa; Actiniaria; Edwardsiidae
Exons: 5
Coding region: 887-1507 (206 amino acids)
Source: RefSeq, a predicted model, not a curated record